AUGGAGGCUACGGCGAGGCGAGAACUUCCGAAACAACCUCGCUCGACUUGUUCCGCCUCGUCUCGACCUCUUGUCACUACAUACCCUCCUCGACCCCUCGCGAAUUUCCCAUAUCGUCUCGCGAAUUGCCGAUUACUUGAAAUCAUGUCUCUCCUCGGAAAGAAGUGGCCCGCCCCUGUCGGCAAGACCAUGUUCCCUUUCUACGCUGCUGGUCUCGUCAUCCUCUACGGUGUCAACUCCAUCGCCAACGCCUCAAUGAACUCCGCCGAGUUCAAGAACGACCCCCGAAACCCCAACGCCAAGCCCUCCAAGGACCAGCAUUAA
Talaromyces rugulosus is the source of this 324-nucleotide messenger RNA. RefSeq lists its product as uncharacterized. The record is from RefSeq and is a predicted model, not a curated record. The transcript has 5 exons. Bases 1 to 324 code for a protein of 107 amino acids. Gene Ontology annotation, biological process: proton motive force-driven ATP synthesis. Gene Ontology annotation, molecular function: proton transmembrane transporter activity. NCBI's taxonomy places the organism in Eukaryota, Fungi, Ascomycota, Eurotiomycetes, Eurotiales, Trichocomaceae.